AUUUGUAGGACCCUCCAGCUCCAGUCAGCUGUGGUCUGUAUCGCCGAAACACCGCGACUGGAAGUGGGGUCACUGUACAAAUAGUACAUAGAGGAGCUAUAUACUAAAGUACAUUUCUUGGCGUUUUGCGAAUGGUCAACGAGUUGUAUAGUUCAAUCAGAGUGAACGCGGCUUUUGUCAUAUUUGUCCUAAUCCUUUUGAAGAAGGUCAAAACAAUAAUUUGAAAAACAAAAGGUCCGAUGCUGUUGCUCCGUGGUUCUCUCAUUUCUCAGGCAUUGACUUAGUGCUGUUGCGGGGUCUGUUGAAAACUGGGGUUUCAAUUCCGUGGCGCUUACUUAUUCCGACCCCAGUUCUACAUUGUUUCAGAAAAAAACGAUGUGCUGAAAUGACAUGUUUUUCUUUAUAGCAUAAAGUUUCCAACGAUCAGAAUAAUUUCUUAAAGGUGAUACACUGUAUAUUUUGUUUGAUUGGUCGUACCCAAGCCAAUCCUCGUGUAGGAUGCACCGAGCUGUAUACUGAACCGAAAAUUGUCUUUGUUCAACACUGCGAAGUUUCUAACUCAAACAAAGAUUAAAAAAGGAUUGCAAAAUGUCAACUCCGAGCAGGUUCAAAAAGGAUAAAGAAAUAAUUGCUGAAUACGAAAGUCAAGUUAAAGAGAUCCGUGCUCAGCUGGUGGAGCAGCAGAAAUGCCUGGAGCAGCAGACAGAGAUGAGGGUCCAGCUCCUGCAGGAUCUCCAAGACUUCUUCCGAAAGAAGUCUGAGAUCGAGAUGGAGUAUUCCCGUAAUCUGGAGAAGCUGGCUGAACGGUUCAUGGCCAAGACAAGAAGCACCAAGGACCAUCAGCAAUACAAAAGAGACCAAAACCUAUUGUCUCCUGUGAACUGCUGGUACUUAUUGCUGAACCAGGUGAGGCGAGAAAGCAAAGACCAUGCCACACUCAGCGACAUCUACCUGAACAACGUCAUCAUGCGCUUCAUGCAGAUCAGCGAGGACUCCACAAGACUCUUCAAAAAGAGUAAAGAGAUUACGUUCCAACUACAAGAGGAUUUAAUGAAGGUUCUCAAUGAGCUAUAUACAGUCAUGAAGACUUAUCACAUGUAUCACACGGAGAGCAUCAGUGCUGAGUGCAAGCUGAAGGAGGCUGAGAAGCAGGAGGAGAAGCAGAUUGGGAGGUCAGGAGAUCCCGUCUUCAGCAUCCGUCUGGAGGACAAGCACCAGAGACGCAGCUCUGUGAAGAAGAUUGAGAAGAUGAAGGAAAAGCGGCAAGCCAAAUACUCUGAAAACAAGCUGAAGUCUAUCAAAGCACGGAACGAAUACCUUCUAACUUUGGAAGCGACAAACUCUUCUGUUUUCAAGUACUACGUUCAUGACCUCUCUGAUUUAAUUGAUUGCUGCGAUCUGGGAUACCACGCCAGUCUGAACAGAGCUCUCCGCACCUUUCUGUCUGCUGAAUAUAACCUGGAGACCUCCCGGCAUGAGGGCCUGGAUAUCAUUGAGAAUGCAGUGGAGAACCUGGACCCCCGCAGCGACAGGCAGAGGUUCAUGGAGAUGUACCCCUCUGCUUUCUGCCCACCCAUCAAGUUUGAGUUCCAGUCUCACAUGGGGGAUGAGGUUUGUCAGGUCAGUGCCCAGCAACCCAUACAGGCAGAGCUAAUGCUGAGAUUCCAGCAGUUACAAUCCCGGCUGACUACUCUCAAAAUCGAGAAUGAGGAGGUUAAGAAAACCACCGAAGCCACACUUCAGACAAUACAAGAUAUGGUGACCAUUGAGGACUACGACGUGUCUGAGUGUUUCCAGCACAGCCGCUCCACUGAGUCUGUGAAAUCAACCGUGUCCGACACGUACCUCAGCAAGCCCAGCAUCGCCAAGAGAAGGGCGAACCAGCAAGAGACGGAACAGUUCUAUUUCAUGAAAUUUAAAGAAUUUCUGGAGGGAAGCAAUCUCAUCACGAAGCUGCAGGCAAAGCACGACUUACUGAAAAGGACACUCGGAGAAGGUUACAGAGCAGAGUACAUGACAACCAGGCCUCCAAAUGUUCCCCCCAAACCCCAGAAACAGAGGAAGCCUAGGCCACGCUCCCUGUUUAAUGCUAAGUUGUUUAAUGGGAACUUGGAAUCCUUUGUCAAGGAUUCGGGACAGGUUAUUCCUCGGGUGGUUGAAAGCUGUAUCCGAUUUAUCAACCUUUAUGGUCUGCAGCACCAAGGGAUUUUCCGAGUGUCAGGGUCACAAGUGGAAGUCAAUGAUAUUAAAAAUUCGUUUGAGAGAGGUAACGAUCCAUUGACAGAUGAUGAAAAUAACCAUGAUAUUAACUCAGUGGCUGGAGUCCUGAAGCUCUAUUUCAGAUGUCUGGAAAACCCACUCUUUCCCAAGGAAAGAUUUCAUGAUCUAAUUUCCUGUAUCAGAAUAGAAAAUCUCUAUGAGAGGGCUCUCUACAUCCGCAAACUUCUCAUUACACUGCCGAGGUCUGUCCUCAUAGUGAUGAGAUACCUGUUUUCCUUCCUUAAUCACUUGUCGCAGUACAGUGAUGAAAACAUGAUGGACCCCUAUAAUUUGGCAAUUUGUUUUGGUCCCACUUUGAUGCCCGUGCCAGACAUUCAAGAUCAGGUCUCUUGCCAGGCGCAUGUGAAUGAAAUUGUCAAAACCAUCAUCAUUCACCAUGAGAUAAUUUACCCCGAUUCCAAGGAGCUGGAUGGUCCUGUGUAUGAGAAGUGUAUGGCUGGGGACGACUACUGCGAUAGUCCCUACAGUGAACACGGCACCUUAGAGGAGGUUGAUCAGGAUGCCAGUACAGAGCCCCACACCAGUGAAGAUGAAUGUGAGCCCAUUGAAGCCAUAGCCAAGUUCGAUUACAUUGGCAGGUCUGCUCGAGAGCUGUCCUUCAAAAAGGGAGCCUCCCUGCUACUCUAUCGCCGUGCUUCUGACGACUGGUGGGAAGGCAGACAUAAUGGGAUUGAUGGAUUGGUGCCACAUCAGUACAUAGUGGUUCAGGAUACCGAUGAUACAUUUUCAGAUACAUUGAGCCUGAAAGCUGACAGUGAAGCCAGCAGUGGACCAUUGAGCGAAGACAAGUGUUUGUCGAAUGAAAUCAGCUCCCCGCCUGACAGGCAUCCUGAGGCCUAUGUUGGCAGACACAGAAAGAGGACAGAGCCUCCCCCACCACGCCGCUCCACGGGCCGCUCCAGCGAGGGUCACUGCAUGAUGCAUCCGCCUCACCCCAUGCUGAACACCUCUUUGGAGAUGGGCUCCCCCAACAUGGGUAACCAUGGCAGCCACGGCAGCCAUCACAGCCCGCGCUCCCUGCUGCACAACCGCAACCUGCCUGUAGACAGCCCUGAGAGGAGGCGCCGCGCCGGACCAGGCAGCAUCACUAACAUCAGCCGCCACGACUCCCUCAAGAAGAUGGAGAGCCCUCCCAUCCGCAGGUCCACCUCUUCAGGGCAGUACCCCGGAUUCAGUGAGCAGCACAAACCCCUAGACCCAGAGAGCAUUGCUCAGGAUAUCGAGGAGACGAUGAACACAGCCCUGAAUGAGUUGCGGGAGCUGGAACGCCAGAGCACAGCCAAACACGCCCCUGAUGUAGUGCUGGACACCCUGGAGCAGAUGAAGAACGCGCCCACCCCGGCCACCUCCACCGAGUCCCUGAGCCCACUCCACAACAUCAUGCUGAUGACCAGUGAGCCGCCAAUGCGCCGCAGCACCAGCUCCUCCAGCGACACCAUGAGCACCUUCAAACCCAUGGUGGCCCCGCGCAUGGGAGUCCAGCUGAAACCCCCAGCCUUGAGACCGAAACCAAUGGUUCUUCCUAAGACUAACCCCAGUCAUGGACCUCCCGCCGCUGGCCCAGGUCCUACAGACAAGUCAUGCACAAUGUGAAUCUGAAGGUUACGCCUGCACAGUAAAAUGCAGGGACGAUUAAAUACAACUAACUAAAAAAUGAAAUAAAUGAAUAAAAAGGAUCCACAGCGUGGUCAAAACUAAAUGGGGUAUUAAGAUAAAUAUUGUUAGUUAUGUGUUUGUAAGCUGGCUAUGUAUUCUUUGAGUGUUAGAAAGUAAAUGUCUCCAAUUAGCUGCAUUUAAUAACAAAGGGCAUUUUUACAUGCCUCUGUAAAAACUGGAUUAUCAUACAGUAUUAUUUGAGGCCAAUAACAAACACCACAUAGACUUGAAAUAAAAAUAAAUAAAUAAAUAAAAAGCCUGUAUGCUGUACCGCUAGAUUCUAAAGGAAAAAAAAGGCAAACAAAAGCAACACAAAUCACAAAGGCUUCCCAUAUUGUAAAAACAUUCAAAAGCUUGCAUUUCAAAUAAGUGUUAUUUUACAACUUCCUGUGAGGGACUAUGGAAGUCUUUGUUGAUUUUUGAAGGCGGACAUUCUCUUUCUCUGUUCAACACGGUUGUUUUUGUGUUACAUUCUUCAGGCCUUACUGCCAGGUAGAAACUAUAGCUCUAUCCUUACUGAUAACCACUGCUUAAAGCUGCUGUAUUCAUGUCAGGUGUUUACAUAGGCCAAGAAACAAAGGUGCGACCGUCAGGAGAGGAAGCGCUCACUUUAAACUCUCCCUUUUAAUUCAGCAGCAAACAGACCCACUGGUUUGGGUCCUACUGCCAAUAGAAAAAGCCUUUUCAUUUAAGUGGUACUUCUACUUUUUAUUUAGUCAAAGCAAGCCAUACAACAUAGUCUCGGGGGUGGUGACACAACAUUAAGGGUCUCUCAUAAGGGACCCUACCUUUGCUACAAUUUUUUCCCCUCUAACAAAAGACACAUUCAGCUGUUUGAGGGUACCUCUGGCACAUGCUAAAUGUUUUUUUUUCUCUCCUGUAUUUGCCAUGUUCUGAUAAUUUCUAGAACAUUCUUUGGUUGUCAGUAUAACCCCUGUGUGUAAACCAGCUACCCUUCCCAUCCCAAGCCCAAAGUAACAUACACACAAUACUGUAUGUUUAAAAGAAGUAAUAUAUUAAACUAGUAGUCAAUGACUGCUGGUUUUAUACCAGGUCAUUUUGUCCAGAGCCAUUUCAGGGGCAGCAAUUCAAGUGCUAGGCACUGUUCUGUCUAAUUCUGAAACCUCCCUUAAACCUGCCCUGUGCCUAUGAAUGUACAAAUCUACUUUGCAUUUUGUUGUCUUGUUUGUAUUAAUUAAAUGCCUGUUAACUCAACUGAAUGAUAAUUAUUUUCUCUAGCAGGUGGAAAACUACACAGAGCUGUUUGUUUUUAGUUCGUUUUUUUUUUGUUUUUAGAUAGUGUUUUUUUUUUUUUUUUUUUACAGUAAAUCCCGGUGGAUAUUAAAGUGCUAAAACCUCUUUAUUCAUUUAUACGUGCCACUUUCCACUCAAGUACAGCCUCAAAAAUAAAAUAAAAAGACAGAUUGAAAGUAAAAAACAUGUGCCAGGAAAAUCUGGCCCACACUCUUUCUGAAGGUGACGUAAUGAGCCUAUGUCAUCAAAAUAGAUACCACACCUUUAAAAUUGCACAAUUUUGUGUGUAUUUAAAUAGCGAUAAAUACAGUACUGGACUGCAUAAUGCUUAUAUAAAAUGCUGUUUACAGAGAUUAUAAUAAUCAUUAGAAAUUAUACAUUUUAGUGGAUGGCCAUUAGAUGCAUUUGUGUAAGUAAAUAGUAGUUUGAUGGUUCUAUGUAUAUUUUAAGUACAGUGAAAAAAGUGGACAUGUAAUAGGGAAGACUAAUACAACUGCAGACGUACUAAGUGGUACCUCCCGCGCACAUCUAAUACUGUACUAAUACUGUAUUACUGUAAUUUGGCUAAACCUCAGUGCUGGUAGUUUCCUGCGUUUUGACUGUUACCUUAUUGUGUCAAUGUACAUCUGUAGUAUGUACAUGUGAAAGUGCCUUUAAAAUUUUAGAGGAACUUCAGACUUUGUUCUGUACUGUUGCGUUUCCAUUUCAAUCCAUACAUUAAUGAACAAGUAGAAAAUAAAUAUAUACAUAAAUAAAUAAAACGAAGUGUAAUAGUGUACAGUUCUGGAAAAUGUACUGUUAAUCCAUGUGACACUGCACUUUUAUGUAUAGUACUGUACAUUUUGGCAUGUAGCAUUAAAAAAAAAAGUUUCAGUACACUUUGAGGUUUGUUCCUCUUAGUGUAUCUUUUUAAUAAAGGAAAUUGUUCUGUCA
Messenger RNA from Acipenser ruthenus (sterlet), 6123 nucleotides. Its product is annotated as SLIT-ROBO Rho GTPase-activating protein 1. Lineage: Eukaryota; Metazoa; Chordata; Actinopteri; Acipenseriformes; Acipenseridae. Bases 589 to 3873 code for a protein of 1094 amino acids. Gene Ontology annotation, biological process: signal transduction; negative regulation of cell migration. Gene Ontology annotation, molecular function: protein binding. The transcript has 22 exons. Gene Ontology annotation, cellular component: cytoplasm. The record is from RefSeq and is a predicted model, not a curated record.